This is a messenger RNA of Humulus lupulus (European hop), 1940 nucleotides long. Its product is annotated as cytokinin dehydrogenase 7. The record is from RefSeq and is a predicted model, not a curated record. Gene Ontology annotation, biological process: cytokinin metabolic process. Gene Ontology annotation, molecular function: FAD binding; cytokinin dehydrogenase activity. The coding region runs from base 157 to 1716 and encodes 519 amino acids. The transcript is spliced from 4 exons. Lineage: Eukaryota; Viridiplantae; Streptophyta; Magnoliopsida; Rosales; Cannabaceae.
UUAGAGAGUAGAGAGAGAGAGAGAGAGAGAGAGAGAGAGUCAGUCUUUUUACCCAGAAGACAAAAAAAAAAAAAAAAGUUUAAUUUUUUUUUUUAAUUUUUAAAUUUUAAGUUCUUUCAGGGAAUUAAAUCGAAUUAUCUUCCACUUUGGCUCAAGAUGAUAGCCUAUCUCGAGCGUUUCGUCCACGAAAACGACACCGAAUCGAAGCAAGACGACGACGUUUCCACCAUUUGCAAUGCUCUCGACCUACAAGCCAGCAUCGACAGCUGGGCCGCCGCCGCCGCCAGAGCCGAGGCGAGCAAAGAUUUCGGCGGCAUUCAAUCCGUUAAACCCUUGGCUUUCUUGAGACCAUCCGGCGCCGACGACGUAGCGCGGGUGGUCAAGGCUGUGGCCAGCUUACCCAAUCUGACGGUCGCCGCUCGCGGCAACGGCCACUCGAUCAACGGCCAGGCCAUGGCCGAUCGGGGACUCGUGCUCGACAUGCGUUCUCUCGACGACCGCUUCCGCGUGUCCAGUUUCAGCGACGGCUCCGCCUACGCCGACGUCUCCGGUGGGGCAUUAUGGGAAGAUGUAUUGCGACGGUGUUUGGAGUUCGGCCUCGCUCCCAGGUCUUGGACCGAUUACCUCAGCUUAACGGUCGGAGGGACGUUAUCUAACGCUGGCGUUAGCGGCCAGACCUUCCGUUAUGGACCGCAGACCUCAAACGUAACGGAAUUGGAAGUCGUUAACGGUAAAGGCGAGACCUUGAUUUGUUCCGAAACCGAAAACUCGGACCUCUUCUUCGGGUCCCUGGGCGGGCUUGGUCAGUUCGGUAUCAUUACCCGGGCUAGGGUUUUGCUACAGCCAGCUCCGGACAUGGUGAGAUGGAUAAGAUUAGUGUACACUGAGUUUGAAGAUUUCACUAGAGACGCUGAGUUUCUGGUGACUCUGCCGGAAAACGAUUCGUUUGAUUACGUGGAAGGCUUCGUCUUCUCAAACAACGAUAACCCAUUAACGGGUCGACCCACGGUUCCAUUACACCCGGACGAAGAAUUCGACCCGACCCGACUCCCUCGCACCGCCGGAUCGGUUCUCUAUUGUCUUGAAUUAGCUCUUCACUACAACAACACUGACCACCCUUCAACUGUUGAUACGGCUGUGAGUCGACUGGUGGCGGGGCUGGGAUUCGUGGAGGGAUUGGAGUUUCAGGUGGACCUCAGCUACAUGGAAUUCUUGCUACGUGUGAAACGUGCGGAGGAAGACGCCAAAGCCAACGGUAUGUGGGACGCGCCUCACCCAUGGUUGAACAUGUUCGUCUCAAAAUCUGACGUGUCUGAGUUCGAUCGCGUGGUGUUCAAAAACAUCUUGAAGGAAGGCGUUGGUGGGCCCAUGUUGAUCUAUCCUUUACUUCGUAGCAAGUGGGAUAGUCGUACAUCGACAGUGAUACCAGAAGGUGAAAUUUUUUACUUGGUGGCAUUAUUACGAUUUAGUCCUCCACACCCAAAGGGUCCUUCGGUUGAUAAAUUGGUUGAUCAAAACAAGGGAAUUGUUCAAUAUUGCUUGUCAAAUGGCUUUGAUUUUAAGCUCUACUUACCUCAUUAUCAAUCGGAGAAGGAGUGGAAAAGACACUUCGGAGAUAAACAAUGGUCGAUAUUCGUCGAGAGGAAAGAAAAAUUCGAUCCUAAGGCGAUCCUCGCGCCUGGCCAGAGAAUUUUUUCGAGGAAGAAUCAGUCUUGAUCACGAUCAAUAAUUAAGGUUCUUUAUCAUUAAUUAUGAAUGUGUAAUAGUACUAUUAAAAUUAAUGUAACAUGGCAUAUGUAAUCAAGUGUUGGUGGUCGGUUCAAAGUGUUAUCGAUCUAUUGACAAGAAGAAAAAAAUGUUAUGAAAAGAAAAAAAAAUGUUAUUGUUGGAGCAAUAUGUAAAUGAAUAUAUUUGGAGCUAGCCAAGCCGAAAUUUUGAUA